UCUAACAGGGGGAUCCCUUCCAACUCUACAAUUCUAUGGUUCCGGGAACUUGGCGGAUAGUCGACUCUCCUUCACUGGAGGCUGGAUGUCUGUGGGUCAUGGAUUCUUCCUGAAAUGCAGGAAUCGAAACUAAAUAAAACCCCACAGGUGUGCAUCUGAGCUCUGUUGAAAAGCCUCCAAUGAAGGAUAGCCCACCACCUUAGAGGGAGUCCGUUCCAUAGUUGAACAGCUCUUACCCUCAGAAAGUUCUUGCCGAUGUUUAGUCAGAAUCUCCCUCCAGGAAGAAGAUGGAAAAGCGGGCGGGACUGGAUCCUGUGGGAGGGAGUCCGGAUUUUUCAGGAAGGUGGUUACAGCCUAGGGUCAUUCCUUCUCUCCCACAGGGGGUUUGCUGGUGUGUGGUCUAUUGCGCUGAGGGACAGCUGACGGCUGUGCUCCAGACUCUGAGUCGUUUUGAGGAGGUGAUCUCCGAGGGGGAGGAUUCAGCUUACCAUCACUUUGGCCAGAGCUUGCCGGAGCCAGGGAGAAGCAGCGUGAAGAGCGCCCUCCUUCUGCUUUAUGGCAGCAUGGCGGUCCGUGCCCCCCGGGAACAGCUUCUGCCUCUGCUGGCGAGCGAGAUUGUGCCACGGAUCCUGCGCCAUUACACAUCUAGCGGCCCAGAGUUGACUUACUUUGCGGAACUGGGCUGCCCCACUGGGCGAAAAAAGGGAGCCACGGAUGCUGAGCUGGCCCUGAGCUUCUCCCAGUGUGUGUCUGAGAUCAGCCUUUCGAUCCUGAGCAAAGGCGAUGCCCCAACCUUCUGCCUGCCCCAAAAACGCCUCCUGCUUGACCUCCUCGUAGACAUUAUCAAAGCAGAGCCCCUCGACGCCCUUGUAUCCCCCGUCCGCCAGCAAGUGAUGGUUGCCCUCCGGCACUUGAGCCAUGUGCCAGAGCAGCUGAGCCAGGAGGGGAACCAGGCGCUGGCAGAGGCGGCCCUGAGCAGCGUCUUCGCUCUUCCUCCUUUGGGGCUGGCAGAGGAUGUAGGCCAGGCACCGCUGCCUUCCAGCGUUCAAGCGCUGCAUACGGGUGCCCUGACAUCCCUGUCGGAACUGGUGGAGACUCUGCUGGAGGAAGAGGUGGUGAGGGUGGAGCAAAGGGAGAGUGCCAAUUUGCAGUGGUUCCAACAGGCCUUCCAGCUCCUGGGGUACUGGAUGGUGUCGGAGCGGGAAUGGGAGCGUGCCCGGGCUUUGCAGCUUGGGGUGCACUUGCUUCGGGCCCAUUGCCAGAAGACCAGCGCUUCCCCACGGAUCCCCCCGGAGCAAUUCAGCCGCCUGGCUGGGGCGCUGGGGCCUUUCACCUGUGACGUGCUGGGCAGCAUCCGGCAGGGUGCCGUCGACUGCAUCAGGGUCUUGCUAAGCACCCAAGGCACCCAAAGGCCAAGGGGCCGCUUGGUGGCCUGGCAGCUCCACUGCAUCCAACGCAAGCUCCGGAGCGAGAGCAGCCCCCGGGAGGUGCGCACGGCCUCUCUCCAGCUGGCGAAGGUUGUCAGCCGCGCUCUGCCCCCGCAAGAGAUCCUGGCCUUCCUGCGCACCUUGCUGGAGCAGCUGAGAGCUGUGAGCCCCACCUGCGACCAGGCCGUCCUCCUGUGGUUUGAGGUGGUUGUGAAGGAGCAGAGGGCAGCCUUGAAGGACAAGAUCCCCGACCUGGUGGCUGUCAUUUGCUCCUAUGUGCAGCAAUCAGAGGAUGCAACUCAGCGCCAUUCCCUGGCCCAGGCUGUCUGUGUGCUGACGGAGCGCCACUGCAGGGCGGUCUGUGCCACCCUCCUUCAGCAGGCCCUCCUCCCAGACAGGGCAAGGAUGGAGCUCUUGGUGGCUGUAGCAACGUACAAGGAUAACAGCGAACCUGUCCUGAGGCAUCUGCUCAGCGUGGUGAGGGGGGAAGGAAGGGGCACCCCCAGCUACGUCAUGGCUCUUGUGUCCCUCCGGGAGGGAGUCCUGGCUCUGGAGGACUGCACCAGCCAGCUCCCGCUGCUCUCAAAGCUGUGCCACGCUCUCUUGUGCCAACUCAGCAGCACGGACCUGAAAUCAGAGACGCCCGACCCUUCUUCUUUGAAAAGGAUGGCAUGCAGCAGAAUGGUGCCGCUGGAGCCCCGCAGGCAGGCUGUGCUGGUGCUGCAGGCUGUCCUCAGCAGAGCUCUCCCGGAAUCGGCUGGGGAGAUGGAUGUCUCAGGAGACACCUGGAGCUUCCUGAUGCAGCCGGGCAGUUACCUGAAGGGUGUCGCCCUCUUAGCCAGGUCCAUGGCGUGCUCACAGAAUCCCCUCAUUGAUGACCUCCUGCAUCACCUCCUGCCCCAUCUCAGUUCCUCCAGAACAGCCUACAGAGACCUCAGCCUGGUCUUCUGCAUGGAGAUCCCAGGCCACUCUUUGCUUCACACGCCAGAGAUGCUAAACCUCCUUCUGCAAGAGAUGCUGGCCAGGUCCCAGGAUGGCAGCACCACCCUGCGAGCCCUGGCGCUCCGAGGCCUGGGGAACGUGGCAACAGAAGCCCCCCAUGAGGCGAAGAAGCACCAGGAGUCUUUGCUGGCGACUCUGCUCCAAGCUGCAGCCAACGACUCCAGCCCCGAAGUGGCCUGUGAGAGCCUGUGUGCCCUGGGCAAGCUGUGGGGAUGUAUCGGGAGACGGCACAGAGUUCGUGCUCUCCAGGCCAUAGCCGGCCAGGCCCGUGGGCACCUCUGGCACGUGGAUGAUUGCCUCCGCGAAGCAGCCUUUGAGCUCUUGGGCCAGCUGGCCAGGGCAACUCAGCCGGAGGAGGCCAAGUCCUUUGCCAAAGAGGUGGGGAGGUCUUUGACUGCCCUCCUGCUGCACUUCAGGGAACCCAGCCCCACUGUGGCCAAGGCCUGUUCCAUUGCCUUCACAUCAUGUGCCCCCUUCGUGGGCCUGCAAGAUCUCACAGGGGACAUGGAGGCUGGGCAGCUGCUGGCGGAUGUCUCUGGUGCACGUCACAUCCACCUGAUGGGCAAAGUGUGCCGACAGCUGGCUAAGACGAAUCCAGCGCUCUUGGGGGCCAUCCUGGCUGAUGUGCCCCAGUACCUGUGCUGUACCUGGGAAGGAGUUCAGAUCGCAGCCUGCAAGCUGGCCGGAAUCCUUGUGAAGACAGCGGACGCUCAGCGCCUCCAACAGCUGGAUCUGGACCGGCUCCUGGUAGCCCUCCGCCCUCUCUGCCAUGACCCCAACGCUGCUGUUGAGAUUGCUGCCUCAGAAGCCCUGCAUGCCACCCAGCAGAAAUGCCAGCAGAGCCAGGCUGGCUCAGCCCGGAGCCGCAGAAGAAGGCCUCUGCUGCCUGGCUGGUUGUUUGGCCGGCAACGUAAAGGUCCCAGGCUUGAGAGCCGGGGGGCUGGGCCUACCUGAGGGGGAAGCCUUGGAAAGCAGAAAUAUAUAUCUAUCUCCCCUUUUACGACUGGUGUCUCCUUUGGGCUGAGGGUAAAGUGGCAACCUCUUGCUGGCUUAAUCCUCCUAUCCAGAGACUUAGCACGGCAGAGAGAGUUAUGAGGACCCCAUGGUGAGCUCUGAAGUGGGAAUCCUACAAGGAGGUCUCAGCUCAGGAAAAGAAAAGAACGUGCCAAAAGGAGGGCUACCCUCCCACCAGCACCUCCUAUCCCUGUUGACUUCAGCUUCACUGGCCCCAAUUUGCCACAAGCACAGAAUUGGGGAGCUCAGGAAGGGGCACUCUCUGGGAUUCCAAGGGCAAGCUGGGGAAUGGGGAGAAUGGCCCAGGAAAACCUGGAUUGGGGCCAGGAAUCAGAGGGCUGCCAGCUGCUCAGAUCCACCUUUGUCUCCUACUUUCCCUGUGAGAUCCCCCCCCCUUUGUUCAGCAUUUUCUCUGGCACACCCCCCCCCCUUUGACCCGGCUGGCCCCAAACAGAUGGAUAAGCGUCGGCCUUCCCCACAGAAUUCAUAGAAUCCUAGAUACAUAGAGUUGGAAGGGGUCUGGGGGGGUCAUCCAGUCGAGCCCCCUACAAUGUACGAAUUGCAGCUUGUCUGGCACCUACUAGUGGCGUGUUGUCCUAUUUUUAUUAUUAUUCUCCUCCUCCAUGUGGGACAACUUUCCUUCCCAGAGGUUGUGCCUGCUUCAAAACAGGCGAGGAAGCUCUGGCUGUGGGUCAGAUGCAACAGAUAGGGCUUCCCCUAUCUGCAGCCCACCAACUUCUCCUCUGGCCCCCAUUUUCUCUGCAUG
Messenger RNA from Podarcis muralis (Common wall lizard), 4209 nucleotides. Its product is annotated as maestro heat-like repeat-containing protein family member 2B. Gene Ontology annotation, cellular component: cytoplasm. The record is from RefSeq and is a predicted model, not a curated record. NCBI's taxonomy places the organism in Eukaryota, Metazoa, Chordata, Lepidosauria, Squamata, Lacertidae.